CUCCAACGCUCGAGUGGUCCAGGAGGGGAGGAGGCCGCCAGUUGAGGCGGGGUAUAUAGCCGGGCAAAAGACCCGGGAAACAGGCUCAGAUCCCCAUCCAGAAAGACAGAGGAGGCAGCAGGAGAGACGGGAACAUCCACUGUGCUACUAUAUUUCAUAUUAUAGAUUAUAUAUAUGAGCCUAGGACGAGAGAGGAAGUGCUGUGUGGAAGCAGAGGAAGAGGACUUGGAAGCUGAGAAACCCAGGCCUCAUCUUGUACUCUCGGCAUUUUGGGGCAGGAAAGUUUUUGAGAGCGAUCCUCAGACUCUUAAUUGAAAGACAGCACUGAUUGCUGUUAUGUACGCUGAACCAUCCACCAUGAAUUUCCGGAACCAUGGGUUCUUCCGCCGCUCUCCGCCUCCUUCAGUGGCAAAACCCUCGCCUGCUGCCGGGAACAGUUUGUCCGUCUUAGGAGGCAUUGCUCAGAUCUCCCCGUGCCUCUAUCUCUGCUCUGGCAACGCCGCAUCCAACCGGCACAUGGUCUACGCCAGGGCUGUGACUUGUGUUGUGAAUGCCACCAUGGAAAUCCCCAAUGCCAACUGGCCAGACAUUGACUACGUCAAGGUACCCGUCCCCGACCUCCCUCAUGCUCCUCUCUCCUUGUACUUUGACUCUGUGGCUGACCGGAUACACCAGACAGGGAAGAAGAACGGGCGUACCCUUGUCCACUGUGUGGCCGGUGUCAGUCGGUCUGCCUCUCUCUGUAUAGCCUAUUUAAUGAAGUAUCACCGGCUGAGCCUCUUGGAUGCCCAUGAGUGGGUCAAGAACCGGCGACCCGUUGUCAGGCCCAACGUAGGCUUUUGGAGGCAGCUCAUAGAAUACGAACGCAAGCUCUUUGGCAAGAACACUGUCAAGAUGGUGCCCUCGCCCAUUGGGCUGGUCCCAGAUGUCUAUGAAAAGGAGACCCGUGGCUUGGUGCCUUUGUGGAACUUGAGAUAGACACCAGGCAACCUUGGGAAGGUGCUUGGGUGGAGGGCUUCUUGAAUUUAGGGUCAAAUAUUCUGCCAUGUUAUACCUUCUGGCAGUGUGGAAUUUGAUGAGAAAUUCUGUUAUUAUAAACAAUACAGUAUGAGUAGAUUAUGGAAAAGAUUUGAGUCAUUUGAGCCAUUCUAAUAUGGUUUGGAUCUGCCAUGCCAGUUAAUUCUGAGAAUAUAUAUUUUGCUUGUAUUCUGGGAAGAUGGUUCAAAACAAAGUACAGAUGGCAAUUCUAAUUAAAACAGAGGCUCCAAGGUCUUCAUAAAUUAAUGCUUUCUUUGCAAGAAGAAAGGGAAAAUAAUAAUCUUUCCAAGUUAGAGCAUUAGAAUCAUUUCCCAGCAGGAGAGUCUGGGUUUACUUUAAACACAAUACACUUUCGCUCUCAGGGAGUGGAACUGAAGUACUAAUGUGAUGGGAAUUAAUAUUAACAUUGCUCAAAAGGCUCAAUGAAUACUCUUGCUAAUAAGUAGAUAAAAACCGAUAAGAUAGCACUUCCAACAACAGAGGGAAAAAUUCAGCACUACAAGGUGGAAGGAAACUAUAAUACAAUUAUUGUAACUGGAUUUAGCAAUCUGGCUCAUGGGCAUAAUGAAUUCUUCUAUUUUUAGUUGGCUGUUCAAACUCAAAUGUGGGUAAGAAAGCAGAAAUGUUAAUAUUAUCUCAGUGUAUCUCAGUAUAGGGCUUAUUCAAAGCUGUGGAGCACAAAUGGCACCAAGCAGGGUAGAAUUUUUGUAAAAUUUGGAAAGAGUCUUGAGUGCAGAUAUAUUUAUUUUUUAUAAUAACCAGAGAAUAUAGUUCAAUAUCAAAAGAUAAUUCCUUUCAAUUCCCCGACUGGAACAAAGUACUUUAUAGUUGGUUGUUUGUGUGUUAAAGAACAGGGUGAUUUUCUAAACAUAUCUUAAAAGAAAGCAUGUCUUCCUGAGAAAAGCCUUGGAAAUUAGAAAUAGGAAUUGAUGUGUAUUUUAAAGCUUUUUGGAAGGAAUGACAGCAUUAGCAAAUAUAUAAUUGCACUGCGAUGAGGAGCAAAGUUCUAUAGUGCAAGAGAAAAGUAGUUUCCAUUUGAAACUUCUAAGGUUACCAAGGUUAGAAGGAGAAGAAGUGUCCAGAGUUAAACAUAGUUCAGUCACAUGAAAACUUUUAAAAGUAUUUCAUAAACGAUUAAGGACUUGGGGUCUUUCAAACCCUGAAGUUUUUGGGAAGAGAAAGUGCUGAAUUGGAGAUAAAAACUCGUGUUGUAGGCACAAAUGCUUCAAGAGGAUAUUUAAGGGGGGAAAUCCAGAAUUUUAAAUCCCUACACGUUAAUGAAAUUAUAAAUUAAGAAACCUCUGUUGUAAAGAAGCUUCUGGGUGGGGUUGGAUGGACUUAGCUACCAGAACUCACUGGACUUUAAAAUUACAGUGUACCGUCUUGUACAUGGUGAUUUCUAACCCUCUCAUAAUUAAUACCGUGAUUUAGUAGCAGUUUCACAAUGGUGCUUUUCUUUCCAGAUCGAAGACUGUAUUUCAUCCUCACUUUUGGAGGCUUCACCCUCUGUGGACCAUUCAGAUCAAUUUCAUCUAUAUUUAAGUCAGACCCAGCUAAAAAGUUCUAGAUGCUGAAUCGAUUGCAGUUCAAAGUUGUUGGUAGAUCAGUCUGCAUUUGGGAAAUGGAUUGCUUAUGGAUAUCCUGUUUUAUGGUUUCUUUAAGAACUGGGACUCUCCGUAUGUAUGAAGAUGGGAUUUUUUUAUCUCGUUAUACUAAAAAAAAACAAAAAAAAAUGUAGAGCAGUGGUUCCCAAUCUGUGGGUCCCCAGGUGUUUUGGUCUACAACUCUCAGAUGUCCCAUCCAGUUUGCCAGAUGUUAGGGUUUCUGGGAGUUGAAGGCCAAAACAUCUGGGGAACCACAGGCUGAGAACCAGUGAUGUAGAGAGCUUUCUUGUAGAGCACAUAGAUAAGCUCUAGGUCCCUACUGCACAAUAUUGUUUUCCCAAACCUAAGCAAUUCAAUAAGGUUUCAGAUAUUUGAAAUUGGAAAGCUGUCCCUCCCUGUCCACACUGUGGAUAAACAAGUGGAUCAUUUCAGGAGAGGUAAUUAUAUGGCCUUCCAGAUAUUGUUGGAUUGCAGCUCCCAGCAUUCCUUAACGUACGUUGUGUUGGUACUGUGAGGAAUGUAGCUCCAACAACAUCUGGAAAGCCAUAUAACCUCCAAUCUGGGAUAAUUAAUUAAUGUUUGUAUGUGUGAGUUGUCAUCUGGUAUAGACACUUAUGUAGCAAAUUUGACUUUUUAUUUGUUAGGCAAUAACUCAUUAUUUAUAGUUUCACCUUGUGAGCUGUCAUUUGGUGACAGACUUAUCAAAAUAUAGAUGUACCAUUUUAUUGGGGUGGAAGCUCUUUUUCUGGAGCAUUUAGGAAGACCCUUUGGUUUACAUUUUUUGGCAUCUUGUUAUUUUAGUAGUUUCUUGUUUGAAAAUUAUUAGAAAUUAUGAAUUCAUGUAAUAAAGGAAAAGACAAAUAGCAUGUGGAAAAAAAGGAAAAGGUGGACAUUUUGAAUAAAACCUUUCACAUCUAUCUGACAACUUAGAAUAAUGUGCACCAAUGGUGAUUAAUGUUGGAAGUCACAUUCCAGCAACAACUCAAGGUCCAACAUUAUUCCUGCCUCUUGCUUUAGGUUGAAAAAAUAUCUACAUGUAGAUUAGAAAUUGACAAUAUUAUUGAGUAGAAGGUUAUUAUAUAGGCAUUUUCCCUAUUCAUAAAAAAUCAUUCUCAGUCACACAUAUUUUUGCUUUGUGCCUUUUCUGGACUUAUUUUCUUCUUGAAAAUUUUUCACCUGUUCAAGCAGUAGAAUUUGACAAAGGAACUGAAAGGGAUGUCAAGAAGCAUCUGUGGCAAUCUCAUUCUUCACAAUUAGACACAACGCUCUGAAGGUUGAAAAGAGCAUUUAAAUUUCGACAAAUUGCUAAGACCAUGGGUGGAGGGAGACCUUUUCUGAUUAAACAUAACCCUGGCUAAAUUAAGGGUCAUGCAGACAAUGGAAAUGUCUUUGUGUUAAGCCCAUAAGCAGAAUGCAGCUAUCCCUAAGAAAUGUAUUGGGCUUGGAGUAUGAGCUGGUCUUCCUUUCAAAUGAUAUAUAUGUGUAUAUAUAAAUAUAUAAAGCCUCUCUAGUUCUUUAAACUUUGUACAUACUAGAGGACAUAAAACUUUCAAAAAAGGUCUCUAUAUUCAUUAAAAGUUAGGGUUUCUUAUGGCUUCAGUUUGGUCACAAAAUACGUUAAUAAAAAUAAAAAUGUAAAGAA
Molecule: messenger RNA, 4284 nt
Organism: Anolis carolinensis (green anole)
Lineage: Eukaryota; Metazoa; Chordata; Lepidosauria; Squamata; Anolidae
Product: dual specificity protein phosphatase 14
Exons: 2
Coding region: 337-978 (213 amino acids)
Biological process (GO): protein dephosphorylation
Cellular component (GO): cytoplasm
Molecular function (GO): MAP kinase tyrosine/serine/threonine phosphatase activity
Source: RefSeq, a predicted model, not a curated record